Messenger RNA from Patiria miniata (bat star), 1562 nucleotides. RefSeq lists its product as uncharacterized. NCBI's taxonomy places the organism in Eukaryota, Metazoa, Echinodermata, Asteroidea, Valvatida, Asterinidae. The record is from RefSeq and is a predicted model, not a curated record. The transcript is spliced from 5 exons. Bases 216 to 767 code for a protein of 183 amino acids.
AUACCUCAUAACGCACACUGUACAAUGACAUAACAAAAGGAGAUUUAGUCUAUACGGACGGGUCGUGUAUACUACUUGGGAUUUUGUGCAACUACGCGGUAGUAGUGUCCCAAAUUACAGCAUGUUUAUACCCCUAUGUUGAUAAAGUCAUCCAAAAUAUCUCCCCAAAAUCCGUCAUACCGUAGUUUUAGUUCCUCCGUCGCCGAUAAUCCAUCAUGACGACCAGAAUGGCCAUGCGGUCGACAUCGGUAGAACCGGGGCCCAAGGUGCGCCCAAAUUACUCGGCUGAUCUCGACAACAGACUUGCAUACGGCAACCUACCGCGCUGGAUCGUGCAGGGUGUCGAUGUACCAAAAGAUGUAAGGAUUAUGCAGAUGUCACAUGCCAAGGGACAGAGAGCUAAUCCACCCCUGUAUGCUGGUAACAGCACUGGCAUCAUCAGAUCAGCCCCUCAACCACGCCCCGACCCUCAGGUCAAACCCUACACCAUCAAGACCCCCUGGGCUGGGCAGGGCGGAGAGACAUAUACCGCAUAUGUAUCGAGGAAGCAAUCAGUACCCAACCUAACUGACUCACCCUACGCCUACUCGGCCUCUCACCUAGGAGAGCAGCCUAAACGAUCCUGGAAAUACAACGUCUACAACACACAUGCCAAGCAGGGCUUUAAGUUCUGGCUGGAGGAGAAGCAACCAAUCAACAAAUCACAGAAGUACACGUUCGGUUCGACGAAAACUUUCCUGGGACUUGGAAAUGGGCCAAGAAAUUAGCAUAUCGUCUCCUUCCAGAUUGCAUUUUAUCGUCCAUUUUAAUGAUGCACAUUCAUGAUCUCGUACAUUGUCGAGGGUAAAACAGUUACAAAUUGAACAUUCGGCCGAGAGCAGAUUAUUGCAAACAUAAACUGGAGCAAAACUGACCUUUGCAUGGCCAAUCAGGCGCAUUGGUGUUGUUCAGAACCGUUGAAAAGUUGUGCUUGUUGAGUUGCUGUGUCUUCUCGCUUGAAGCGUAUUAUUUGACUUUGGCAAUCUGUAUGUUGCUGUGGUGUUUUUUUUUUGAAGACAUGAAAGCGCUGCAACACAUCGAACAGUGGGCGGCAACGAAAGCCGAACUGAGUAAAAGCAGUGGUUGUUUCGCGCAUUUUGCUGUGCACGACGAAAACAAAAAUAAAUGCAAUAUACAAUUUCUGUAAAGUUGUGGCAAUGCUAUCAGGCUGAAUCGACCAUCUUAUGGUUUAUCUGGCGUAAUUGAUUGUAUACAUGUUUGCAUUAGACAUGUUGUUGUAAAUUGAAACGUAUGAGAAAUUCCCGGAUUUUUUGAAAACCCUACUCGCCCUACCGUACACCGGCUUCAUCCGCGUAGCCGGCAAGCUCAAUUGAGGCCUAUCUUCCACAUGCACAAACACCAUUGAAACUGUCUAUAAUUGCCACAGUAUCAAGAAACCAAAUAAUCUAUUAACCAAAUAUCUAGCUUCCCGUGCAGAAGCUGUUCUUUUUCAAUUAAAUGUUUAAACCAUGCCUCACAACUUACUCACAAUUUUUCAUUGUUAAUGCUUAUACAGGGCGAGU